UUUGUUGUGUUCUUCAAAAAAUGCUGUGUUGUUUUUUAACUGCUGAUUCGGGCUUUCCGUUCCUCUUACCGUGAUUUUUCAGGAGAAUCGUAGAUAGGCCCCAUAAAAAUAAACUGAUAUGGUUAAACUGAAUUUUCUCAUAAGAAAAUGUGGUUACAGUAAGUUGCAACAUUAGAGUAUGUUUUGGGUGUGUGUUUUGUGUUCUUGUGUGUGUACGUAUGUGUGUUUUCCAGACACAGUGAACAGCCAUGUUGUCCGGAGCGUUCCGGUGAGGUCUGACCAUAGAUAUAAAGCAUCAUCUAUGGGUCUGAAAAUCAGUUGCGUCCAAGAUCAGCACCGAUGGCUUCCAGUUUCUGAGGUUAGUUUCGUUCAUGGUCAUGAUUAUCUUGAGCGCGCCUAAAUGAAGCACCACGCGCUGUCGAACUGUCAACCUGGUGGCCGAGGUGGACUGGGACUUCGGGGAGAAAGGGAUCAGAAGUAAGCAGAAGUGGUAUUUGUUUAGGUACAUUUAGGGAGUAAUAAGUUAAUUAGAUAGAUGAAAUAGUGUCAUCAAAUCAACCAACUCUUAAAUCUGUAAAGUUACUGUUAACUGGCUAGUUGAUGACUAAACAUCCACAUUAGCUAGUUAACAUCUAGCCGUUAGCUAGCGUGUUUGCGAUCCUGAGCUAAUUAUGGUAAAGCUAACGUCACCUUAGCGAACUAGGUAGAUAAGAGAGAUAAGCAACAACAACUUUACACUGGUAACCAGAUUGCUAGAGGAUAACCCAGAAAAAUUGAUGAAAUAAAACAAACGUUUUCUAGGUAAAACACCUUGCUUUCAGACUGUUAAAAAUGUGAGCUAGCUAGCCAGUCUUUGUUAGCCGUUGGAGCCGGCUGACUGGGCUUGUGGUUAUGACGUCAAGAGAAUGUUUGUUCUGUUGUGUCAUAAACGCUCCCUGAAGCUAUAUACUGUGUUGCUUUUUUGUUGGUUUAAAUUAAUGUAACUAAUGACUUGAGAAUGCAGUGGGCAAACACUUUACCGUUUAAGUUUCCACGCUUUUACAGAGACAAGACAGACCAGUUGGAGGCUGUUGGAACUGAUGUUAUCACACCCUCUCUCCCUGGAAGUACUAGGAAAAGGAGGAGGGAGAUGUUUGUCAGGACAGCACAGCUAAGGUUUGAGGAAGAUGGUGCCAAUAGUUAUGAAGAGGUAGAGCAGAAGGAUGAUUCGGUUAGGCUGUACCUUUCAGAGGAGGAGAGGUUCCUCAACUUUGCAGACUUGACUGCAGAGGAGAGACAUGAUGUUCUGGCAGGGUUGGUGUUCUCUCAAAGCAAACUGAAACAAUCAGUCUCUGAGCUUCAAAGAAUGCUGGAGGUAGCUGAGGAAAACAACACAGUGCUAUGUGCCGAGAACAUGGCCCUGUGCAACCAAAACCAAAGGAUGAAACAGACAAUCCACGAUGCAGAGCAGCAUACGGAUGAGCUGGAGGGGAUGCAAAGCUUAUUGACCGAGAAGGAAGAUCUGGUGGGCAACCUAAAGACUUACACCCAAAAACUGGAGAAAGAGAAGGUUUCUUUGGUGGAUCAGAUAACAACCAUGAGCAGUGAGAUGUCCAGUAUUGUAUCAGCCAGAGCCAUUGACAAGAAAAACAUAGUAAACUUUAUCCAGUUUCAACGAUCCCUUCAGCUGCAGUUGGAGGAGGUCAGAGUCAUUAUGACUCAGAACGAUGAGGCCAUACGCCAGAAGGACUUUGCCAAUGAGCAACUGGAGCGAUCUGUGAGAGAGUACACCACCAUCAUACAGGAUCUGAAGGAGAGGAUUACCAACCUGGAGAGCCAACAGGAGGAGGCCAUAGUUAACAAGGUCGACUACAUGACCUUUGAUGGGGCUGUGAUAGCAGGCAGUCAGCGAGCCGUCUCUCUAGAGGAGGAACUGCGUCUGCUGCCUCUCAGGAUGGGGGAUCCCUCUGAUGAGGAGGUGCAGGAGCAGCGAGAGGAGGAGAGAGUAGACAUGGGUCACCAAGUGGAGGUGGUCAAGGAGGAGAAAAACAGUUUGUGGACACAUAUGGUGAAAGGAGUGAAGGCAGCAGGUAGUUUCACCCUGGGCUUCCUGGUUCCUCUGGGCGUCCUGGCCUCCAUGCUCCCCAUCAACCAUGAGUACCACACUAGAGGAAGUUGCAUGGACACCUUUUGGUCUGCUGCUGGAAGCAUCAUAGAGCCCUACUGCACCAUGACCCACAUGAAACCUUUCCCUGUGUAAAAUAUAUCUACACAUGCAUACAUACUGUACUUACAUGCAUGCGCGCACACACACACACACACACACACAACAUGGGCCAAUGUAACAUGAUUGUUUUCAAAAGUGCAAAAAAUUAAAAUAUGUUGGUUUUGGAAACA
This is a messenger RNA of Esox lucius (northern pike), 2376 nucleotides long. RefSeq names its product centrosomal protein of 290 kDa. The transcript has 15 exons. Gene Ontology annotation, biological process: spindle assembly; chromosome localization to nuclear envelope involved in homologous chromosome segregation; telomere localization. The record is from RefSeq and is a predicted model, not a curated record. Lineage: Eukaryota; Metazoa; Chordata; Actinopteri; Esociformes; Esocidae. Gene Ontology annotation, cellular component: nuclear outer membrane; chromosome, telomeric region; meiotic spindle pole. Bases 998 to 2239 code for a protein of 413 amino acids. Gene Ontology annotation, molecular function: dynein complex binding.